AUGACUUCAAUUCGGGAAGCAUCACAUGCUGGAAGUUGGUAUGAAUCAGAUGGAAAUUAUCUUGAUCAACAAUUAUCAACAUGGCUUACAGAAGCCCAUAAUAAUACAAAUAAUCGAUUAAAAGCUCGUGCUAUUAUUGCUCCACAUGCUGGAUAUAGUUAUAGUGGACCAACAGCUGCAUAUGCAUAUAAACAUAUUGAUCCAACUCAUAUUGAUCGUGUAUUUCUUUUUGGUCCAUCACAUCAUUAUAGUUUAAAUACAUGUGCAUUAACUAAUCAUACACAUUAUGAAACACCAUUGUAUAAUAUUAAAGUUGAUACACAAAUAUCUAAUGAACUUAAUAAAACAGGUCUUUUUUCUCUUAUGAAUAAACAACAAGAUUCUGAUGAACAUUCAUUAGAAUUACAUUUACCAUAUAUUGCAAAAGUUUUUGAAAGAAAACGUAAAGAUUUUCAAUUAAUUCCAACUCUUGUUGGUUCACUCGAUUCAUCAAAAUUAGAAAAAUAUGGUCAAGUAUUAGCACCUUUUUUAUGUGAUCCGAAAAAUUUAUUUAUUAUUUCAUCAGAUUUUUGUCAUUGGGGUCGACGAUUUUCCUAUACACCACAUAAUCCUACCGAUGGUGAAAUUUGGCAAUAUAUUGAAAAAUUAGAUCAUAAAGGAAUGGAAUUAAUUGAAAAAUUAAAUUUAACUGAUUUUCAUACUUAUCUUCGUUCGACAGAUAAUACAAUAUGUGGUCGAUAUCCAAUUAGUCUUUUACUUGCUACAAUUGAACAAAGUAAAAAAAUCGUUCCAUCAAGUCAAUUACCAAAAUUCUCUAUGCAAUUUGUCAAAUAUGCUCAAUCAAGUCGUGUGAAAAAGUCGAACGAUUCAAGUGUUAGUUAUGCAUCUGCUGUUCUAACUGCUAUUGCCUGA
Molecule: messenger RNA, 912 nt
Organism: Rotaria sp. Silwood1
Lineage: Eukaryota; Metazoa; Rotifera; Eurotatoria; Philodinida; Philodinidae
Source: the annotation of a GenBank genome assembly